AUGUUGGAUAAAGCGCUAGAUAGCACAUCAAAAGAGCUAAAAAGAGAAAACAUAGCCCACUUUUUGCAGGACUUGUGCAAGGGUUUAGAUUCUGAGUCUAUAAAGAUUGAUGAAAUUGUUGAUACAAUUUUGAAAGGUCUACCAGCCACUUUGACUGUAGAGGAGCUUUACACGUUUACUUCAGAAGUAAUAGCUAGUAGAGUGAUAUAUCAUCCAGACUACUCUAUACUAGCUGGGAGGGUAGAGGUGGCGUUUCUCCAUAAACAGAUUCCCUUUUCAUUCAGUGAAAAUGUCGAGAGGCUAAGAAAUUAUAAACCAAUGGAGGGAAAAGUUUAUUGCCCAGUUUCUCAAGAGUUUUAUGAAAUCGUUGUUAAGAAUAAACAGUUUUUUGACAGCAUUAUUGUCCUGGAGAGGGAUUUUGACCUUGUAUAUUUUGGUAUCAAAACGUUGCAAAAUUCAUACUUGUUAAAAAUCAAUGGUAAAGUUGCCGAGACGCCGCAACAAUUGUUUUUGAGAGUAUCGAUUGGAAUCCAUAUGACGGAUCUUGAUUCCAUUAAAGAAACUUAUGACUUGAUGUCUCAAAAAUACUUUAUACACGCGCUGCCGACUUUAUAUAAUGCAGGUAGUCAGUUCAACUACUUAUCUUCCUGUUUUCUAAUGGCGAUGAAGGAUGAUUCAAUAGAUGGAAUCUACAAAACUUUACAUGAAUCGGCACUCAUAUCAAAAGCUUCUGGAGGGAUUGGUAUUCACAUUCACGACAUUAGGGCGAGUGGUUCCUACAUUGCAGGCACAAACGGUACUUCUAGUGGGUUGGUACCGAUGUUGCGAGUGUUCAACAAUACAGCAAGGUAUGUUGAUCAAGGGGGAGGCAAAAGACCAGGAGCUUUUGCUAUAUACGUAGAGCCAUGGCAUGCAGAUAUAUUUGAUAUACUAGAUACGAGAAAGAAUCAUGGCAAUGAAGAGCAACGUACGCGAGACUUGUUCUAUGGCUUGUGGAUUCCUGAUUUAUUUAUGCAACGCGUUAAAAGCGGUGGUGACUGGUCGUUAUUCUCGUCAUAUGAAGCACCAGGUUUAAGCGAUGUGUUUGGCAAAGAGUUUAUAGAGCUUUAUGAAAAGUACGAGAAACAGGGUUUAGCACGUCGAACUAUCAAAGCGCAAAAGUUAUGGUUAGCGAUAUUGGAGUCUCAAACGGAAACGGGCGGACCAUUUAUGCUAUACAAGGAUGCUUGCAACGAAAAAUCGAAUCAAAAAAAUUUGGGUACAAUAAAGUCCUCCAAUUUGUGCUGUGAAAUUAUCGAGUACUCUUCUCCAGAAGAAACGGCCGUAUGCAAUCUCGCGUCCUUGGCAUUACCUUCGUUUUUACAAACUUUAGGAGAAGGCAUAGAAUUUGAUUUUCCAAAAUUGCAUUCCGUUACUAAAGUGGCAACUAGAAAUCUAAACAAGGUGAUUGAUGUAACUAAAUAUCCAGUAGAGUCAGCUGCAAGAUCAAACAAAAAGAAUCGUCCUGUUGCAUUAGGUGUACAAGGUUUGGCUGACUUAUUUUUAGAGUUGAGAUUACCAUUUGACUCUCCACAAGCCAAGAAAUUGAAUAUACAGAUAUUUGAAACAAUAUACCAUGCUGCAGUAGAAGCAUCUGUUGAAAUGUCUAUUCAAGACGGUCCCUAUAGCACAUUUGAAGGAUCCCCGGCGUCACAGGGAAAGCUCCAAUUUGAUCUCUGGGACCAUACUCCUUCAGAGUUGUACGACGAUUGGAAUACUUUAAAGGAUAAUGUGAUCAAACAUGGUAUGAGAAACUCGCUAUUGAUAGCCCCUAUGCCAACUGCUUCCACUUCUCAGAUUUUGGGAUUUAGUGAAUGCUUUGAGCCUUACACUUCAAAUUUAUUCAAUCGUCGAGUAUUGUCUGGAGAGUUUCAAGUUGUUAACAAGUACUUGAUAAAAGAUUUGAUAGAUUUAGGUAUUUGGAAUUCUGCAAUGAGAAGUAAGAUUAUUAUGGAUGGUGGUUCCGUACAAGGCAUUAAAAUUAUACCCGAUGACUUAAAAAAACUAUACAGAACAGUUUGGGAACUUAAACAAAAAGAUAUCAUUGACAUGGCAGUAGAUCGAGCCAAAUUUAUAGAUCAGCUGCAAAGUAUGAAUAUUUACCUUCAAAAUCCAACAAUAGGUAAGUUGACCAGUUGUCAUUUCUAUGCUUGGGAAAAAGGAUUGAAAACAGGUAUGUAUUAUUUGCGCACACAAGCUGCUUCAAGAGCAAUUCAAUUUACGGUAGACUGUGAAAAAGCGGCUCUGGUAAAUGAACAAGAAAUGACAAAGAAAAACUUGAAACGGAAAAAGUAUAUUGAGACAGCACUGGUUAAGAAAUACAAGUCCCUGGACUAUGGCACGCCUGAUUCGGAAGUGUCCAUCGAACUGCACCUGGAACUGUACGAUAUACAUGAUUCUACCCCCAUAGCUUGUGAUAUUAGAGACCUGGAAGGUUGUGAGUCUUGUUCUGCUUAG
This is a messenger RNA of Lodderomyces oxycetoniae, 2496 nucleotides long. It is a transcript of the gene RNR3, whose product is annotated as Rnr3p. Lineage: Eukaryota; Fungi; Ascomycota; Pichiomycetes; Serinales; Debaryomycetaceae. The record is from RefSeq and is a predicted model, not a curated record. Gene Ontology annotation, cellular component: ribonucleoside-diphosphate reductase complex. The coding region runs from base 1 to 2496 and encodes 831 amino acids. Gene Ontology annotation, biological process: deoxyribonucleotide biosynthetic process; DNA replication. The transcript has a single exon. Gene Ontology annotation, molecular function: ribonucleoside-diphosphate reductase activity, thioredoxin disulfide as acceptor; ATP binding.